CGCAACAAAGAUUUUACUGAGUUACAGUUCAUAUAAGGAAAUCAGUCCAUUAAAAUAAAUUAUUUAGGCCCUAAUCUAUGGAUUUCACAUGACUGGGAGUACAGAUAUGGAUCUGUUGGUCACAGAUGCCUUUAAAAAAAAUGUUUUUUAAAUGUUAAAGGGUAGGGGCGUAGAUCAGAAAACCAGUCAGUAUCUGGUGUGGCCACCAUUUACCUCAUGCAGCGCGACAUCUCCUUCACAUAGAGUUGAUCAGGCUGUUGAUUGUGGCAUGUGGAAUUUUGUCCCAUUCCUCUAAUGGCUGUGCGAAGUUGCUGGAUAUUGGCAAGGACUGGAACAUGUUGUUGUACACUUUGAUCCAGAGCAUCCCAGACAUGCUCAAUGGGUGACAUGUCUGGUGAGUAUAAAGGCCAUGGAAGAACUGGGACAGUUUCAGCUUCCAGGAAUGGUGUACAGGUCCUUGCGACAUGGGUCUGUGCAUUAUCAUGCUGAAAGAUGAGGUGAUGGCAGUGGAUGAAUGGCACGACAAUGGGCCUCCGGAUCUGGUCACAGUGAUGGCAGUGGAUGAAUGGCACGACAAUGGGCCUCAGGAUCCGGUCACAGUGAUGGCAGUGGAUGAAUGGCACGACAAUGGGCCUCAGGAUCUGGUCACGGUAUUGCUGUGCGUUCAAUUUGCCAUAGAUAAAAUGCCAUUGUGUUCGUUGUCCGUAGCUUAUGCCUGCCCAUACCAUUACCUUACCGCCACCAUGGGGCACUCUGUUCACAACAUUGACAUCAGAAAACCGCUCACCCACACAACACAAUGCCAUCUACCUUGUACAGUUGAAACCAGGAUUAAUCUUAAGAGUACACUUCUCCAGCGUGCCAGUGGCCAUCGAAGGUGAGCGUUUGCCAACGAGUCGUUUACGAUGCCGAAUUUCAGUCAGGUCAAGACACCGGUGAGGACGACAAGCUCGCAGAUCAACUUCCCUGAGAUGAUUUCUGACAGUUUGUGCAGAAAUUCUUCAGUUGUGCAAACACAGUUUCAUCAGCCAUCCCGCAGGUGAAGAAGCCAGCUCUGGAGGUCCUGGGCUGGCGUGGUUCCACGUGGUCUUGGGGUGUGAGGCCAGUUGGACAUAUUCACAAAUUCACAAAAAUGACGUUGGAGGCAGCGUAUGGUAGAAAAAUUAACAAUUAUCUGGCAACAGCUCUGGUGGACAUUCCUGCUGUCGGCAUGGCAAUUGCAUGCUCCCUCAAAACUUGAAACAUCUUUGGCAUUGUGGCCUUUUUAUUGUUCCCAGUACAAGGUGCACCUGUGUAAAGAUCAUGCUGUUUAAUCAGUUUCUUUAUAUGCCACACCUGUCAGGUGGAUGGGUUAUUUUGGCAAAGGAGAAAUGCUCACUAACCGGGAUGUAAACACAUUUUUGCGCAACAUUUGAGAGAAGUAAGGUUUUUGUGCAUUUGGAACAUUUCUGGGAUAAUUUAUUUCAGGUCAUGAAACAUGGGACCAACCCUUUACAUGUUGUGUUUAUAUUUUUGAUCAGUGUAGUUAAGUUUUAUACAAAUACAGUUGGGGACAGUAAACAAGUUAACAAGCUAGACUUUUAUUAGUUAUGUUUUGAUAAUAAGAAGUUGUAUGGGAACUGGGUUGGGUGGAAACUGGGUUGCCCUGCCAGUUUAACUACCAUCAUAGGAAACAUAUUUUGUCUGUCCAAAGCAUGUACAGAACAGAGGGUGUGGUAAACUAGUGCUCCCACUACAUAUUCAGUGGCAUGAUCUUGCCUCACUGCAUUUUGUGUGCAGAAGUUAGAAUUGUAUAAUCUUACUAAAAUGGGAGUGUUUCUCUCUGUGGAUCUGCUCUGCAACAUGAAUCCAGGCUAGAGCAGAAAUGUGGGUGAAAUUGGAUGAUCAGGAGUGGAGGGGAAAUCAGUGAAGAGGCGGACAAUGCUAGUGUAAACAAAUCAUGUUCUGUCAAGCUUUUUUUUUCAAUCUUGGUCCUAUGUAUUUGGCCCUUCGAUUUGUACCCAAAGGGAAAUGGGCCAUAGAGCUUUCCACACUUAUCUUAACAGAUUUCAGGAUGAAAUUUGAUAUGUAAAACAUAUCAACUUUGACUCACUCCUAUUUUGGAGUGUAUCUUAGUCCACAAAUAUCAGUGGGAAAACACAGGUUGUAGGCUAAACAAUGUAGCUUACUAAUGGACCAGUUUGUUUAGCAUGGCCCAGUGACCCAGUUGGGUGGAGAUUUCACUUAAGGCCAAUGGAAUGGUCUAAAAUGUGCAAACUCCACCCACCCGGGGCACCAGGCCAUGCAAAACGAACACGCCCCGUGAGUAAAGCCUAAGUAGCUGACGUAAAUAAACAUCUGAAUAGAAAUAAGCCUACUUACAUGUCUACUCCACCCUCCAACUAUAUAAUACAGCCUACUCUAGAUAGUAUUUUAUUAAGCACAAUAACAUUUCAACGGGUAGGCCUACAGAUCCGAAUGCACAAUAAACGUGGAUGAAAUGAUGAAUCUGGGAUAUAAAAUCAUGUUCUUUUUAUCAAUUGCCAUACAUCCCUCAGCUGAAGUUCCAUCGAAAUGUGGUACGCCGCCGUCCUUUCCACACAUGGAAGUCAGGGCCAAAUACCUGAGACAGAAAAACAUAUUCAGCGAAGGAGCUAAAGUCCUCUACAGAUGUGUUGAGGGCUACACUCAGUACAAAGGCAGUCGUUCUAUCAUGUGUGAAGCUGGAAAAUGGACAAUGUUAUCCAUGAAGUGUGAAAAGAAAACGUGUGGAUCUGCUGGGGAGUUGUUCAAUGGACACUAUGAUUACACAGGGGCUUCGCUCAGGGACAAGGCAUAUGCAGUGUGCAAUGAGGGGUUCACACUGAAGGGGAUGGAAUACAGAAUGUGUAAAGAGUCUGGCUGGAGUGGAGAGAUUCCCACUUGUGAAGUAGGAGGUAAACCACAAGUGGUUCCAGCAGAAGUGAUCUGCCCUGAUCCUUCUGUGGCCAACGGUGUGAAGCUGAGUGAGGCUGACUCAGUGUACAGGGUCGGAGACUCAGUGACCUUCACCUGCUCUGAGGGUUUCCUCCUGACUGGAGCCCAGCAGCUUACCUGUGGACCAGAUGGCCAGUGGCAGCCCCAGCUCCCACUCUGUCAUUCCUCUGAUAUAACUCAAAGCUCCAAGCCUGAUGGCAGAUGUAGAGUGCCACCGUACCUCCCCAACGCACACCUUUCUGACCGCUAUAUAACACAGACAGACUUUGGUCCUGGUGAACGGGUCCGUUACAGUUGUGCCCUGGGACACGUGAGAGCAGGAGGCGCUUACUAUAGUACCUGUGUCGGUGGGAAGUGGACGCCAGUAACUCUGAGAUGUGAACGCAAAUCAUGUGGAUCUGCUGGAGAGAUCUUUUAUGGUGAUUUCAUAUAUACCGGUGUACAGUUUGGGGAUACAGCUACAGGGGUUUGUAAUGAGGGGUAUCAACUGGUUGGACGGGAUGUAAGAAAUUGCAUGACUGAUGGCUGGGAUGGGCGUGUUCCGGUCUGUGAAGCUGUGCAGUGUGCUGAACCUCCUACGGUGGUAAAUGGAGUAACAAAUGGCUAUUUGGAACCACCUUACUUGUACAGCACUGUGAUUGGCUAUCGAUGUCGCGUAGGGAAACUGAUUGGAGCGAGAGAGAUCUACUGUACCAAAGAUGGGACAUGGAGUGAUCCACCUCCAGAGUGCAAAGGGGCAUGGUGAUGGAUGGACCAGGCACCAUCACAUGUGGCCUGGAAGGGAAAUGGACUCCUGCCCUAACCACAUGAAAAUACCGGAAGAAAUGAAAGUCAGCCACAAUUGAUCAUUAUCCUGAAUGGCACCAACUCAACAACUUUACCAUAAUAACUUUUACCAUAAUAAUUCAACUCAAUCCAUUUUAUCUAGUGGUGUAAAGUACUUAAGUAAAAAUACUUUAAAGUUCUACUUAAGUUGUUUUUUUGGGUAUCUGUACUUUACUUUUUAUAUUUUUGACAACUAUUAUUUCACUACAUUCCUAAAGCAAAUGAUGUACUUUUUUACUUCAUACAUUUUCCCUGAACCUGAUAAGUACGAAUUACAUUUAGAAUUCUUAGCACGACAGGAAAAUGGUCUAAUUCACAACCUUUUCAAGAGAACAUCCCUAGUCAUCCCUACUGCCUCUGAUCUGGCGGACUCACUAAACACAUACUUUGUUUGUAAAUGGUGUCUGAGUGUUGGAGUGUGUACCUGGCUAUCCAUAAAAAUUAAAAAUUAAAACAAGAAAA
Oncorhynchus nerka (sockeye salmon) is the source of this 4242-nucleotide messenger RNA. Its product is annotated as complement receptor type 2-like. Gene Ontology annotation, biological process: negative regulation of complement activation, classical pathway. Bases 2480 to 3700 code for a protein of 406 amino acids. The transcript has 11 exons. Lineage: Eukaryota; Metazoa; Chordata; Actinopteri; Salmoniformes; Salmonidae. The record is from RefSeq and is a predicted model, not a curated record.